Messenger RNA from Arctia plantaginis, 3033 nucleotides. The record is from the annotation of a GenBank genome assembly. Lineage: Eukaryota; Metazoa; Arthropoda; Insecta; Lepidoptera; Erebidae.
AUGGCUGAUUUUCUGGAGUCUGAAGCAGAGGAGAGCGAGGUGGAGUCUGAAGAGGAUGAACAGCCAGAACGCAAGAAAGUCAAGCGCAAGGCUGCUGUUCAAAGCGAUGAUGAAGAUGAAGACGAGGAAGAUGAUGAAGAGCGCCUACGCGAAGAACUUAAGGAUUUAAUAGAUGAUGCACCUAUAGAGGAAGAUUCAGAUGGAGAAGAUUCAGAUGCUAGUGCAGGACCAAAGAAAAGGAAGAAAAGUGAUGAUGAACUUGAUGAUAGAUUGGAAGAUGAAGAUUAUGAUCUUAUUGAAGAGAAUCUUGGUGUUAAAGUUGCCAGGAACAAAUUUAAGCGUUUGCGUCGAUUGGAAGAUGAUGACAGUGAUAAUGAGGGCAAUGAUGAUCCUGAGCUGGAGAGAGAGGUUAUAGCAGAAAAGCUCUUUGAAGGUGGCUCAGAUGACGAAGAUGAAAAUCGCUCCGAAUCUGCUGCUCCAAGAGGUGAGGCGCAAUAUGAUGAGGAAGGUGAGGACCUAGAGUCAGAUGCUGAUGACUUUAUUGUUGAUGAUGAUGGCAGACCAAUUGCUGAGCGCAAGAAGAAAAGAAAACCUAUAUUUACUGAUGCCUCCUUACAAGAGGGUCAGGACAUAUUUGGUGUCGACUUUGAUUAUGAUGAGUUCGAAAAAUAUGGUGAAGAAGACUAUGAGUCGGAGGAAGAAGAGGACCUUGAUGAGUAUAUAGAAGAUGAAGAGGAGGAAGGUGUUGAGAAGCGCAGGACUAAAAAGGGUAAAGCAAAACGGCCAAGUAAAAAGUCUAUAUUCGAAAUAUAUGAGCCUAGCGAGUUGAAGAGAAGCCAUUUCACAGAUUUGGAUAAUGAGAUACGUAAAACGGACAUACCCGAGCGCAUGCAAACUCGAGAGGUGCCUAUCACUCCCGUCGAGGAAGGCAGUACGGAACUAGAAGAUGAGGCUGAGUGGAUAUACAAGCAAGCCUUCCUUAAAUCGCCCGUGUCCAAGCCUGACGCUCAGGAGGCAAGAGAAAGAUCGCGCAGGGGCAAUAGUACUAUUACAAAGAUACGUCAAGCAUUAGACUUUAUGCGUAAUCAAACGCUGGAAGUGCCAUUCAUCGCCUUCUACCGCAAGGAAUAUGUGCAGCCUGAGCUUACCAUCAACGACCUCUGGAAGGUGUACAAGUACGACGCCAAGUGGUGUCAACUGAAGCAGCGCAAAGAAAACCUAUUGAAGCUGUUUGAAAACAUGCGCGAGUUCCAACUGGACAAGGUCAUGGUAGAUCCCGACGCGCCGAUUCCUGAGAAUAUGCGACUUAUCAGGGACGAGGAUAUUGAAAGGCUAAAGAACGUCCAGACCCCGGAAGAACUGCGGGACGUCCACACUCAUUUCCUACUGUAUUACUCGACUGAUUUACCAGAAAUGCAGAGGCUGCAGCGCUCUAAAGAAAAGAAAAAGGAACUGGAAGAUAAAAAGCGGAUAGCCCGCGAGGAGGCUGACAAGAACGGGGAAGACCCCGAGGAAGCGGCCGCCGCCGUCGGAGCAGCUGAGCCCGAUGCUGAAGAGCCCACUGAAGUCAAGUACGCCGUGCGAUCUGGGCCUUAUGAGCUGUGUAGGAAAGCUGGCAUUGAGCCGCUGGUGAAGAAAUUCGGUUUGACUCCUGAACAGUUCGCGGAGAACGUACGCGACAAUUAUCAGCGACAUGAAGUAGAACAACAACCUGUAGCGCCACUUGAAGCCGCCGCUGAGUAUGUGGGUUCAAUAGGCUCAGCAACAGAAGUGGUCCGUCGCGCUGUAUACAUGUGUGGGGUUCAGCUCGCCCGUGAGCCUUUGUUGCGAGCCACACUGAGGGACGCUCUGCGCGACCGCGCUACCAUCACGGUCAAACCCACACCGAGGGGCCUGAAGGAGAUAGACGAGAACCACGCGUGUUACAGUUUAAAGUACUUGAAGAAGAAGCCAGUUCGUGAUCUUUCUGGAGACCAGUUUCUCAAAUUGACUAUGGCGGCUGAAGAUAAGUUGUUAGAGCUCAGUAUCAGUGAACAAAUUGAGGGCAACACUAGUUCAAGUUAUUUGGAAGAACUCAAACAGCUAUAUCAAAAGGAUGAGUUCGCGGCUACAGUACAGGCUUGGAACGAGCUGAGAACCGAAGCGGUCACCAUAGCUCUGACUAAGAUUGUAAUGCCGGAGCUACGUAGAGAGUUACAUGCUGUGCUGCUGCAAGAAGCCAAGGAGUAUGUUCUAAAAUGUUGUCGUCGGCGUUUAUACGACUGGUUGAAAGUGGCGCCCUAUGAGUCCAGAGUGUCUGACGACGACGAUGACGAGUGGGACACAGCCAAUGGUCUGCGCGUGCUGUCGAUCGCGUACGUGCCGGACCGGCAGCACAGCGCGUUCGCGUGCCUCGUGGCCAGCGGCGGCGAGGUGGCGGACCACCUGCGCCUGCCGCACCUGCUCUACCGCAGGAACGCCUGGGACGCGCUCGAGCGCCAGAACAAGGAGUCCGACAUGACUGCACUCAGAAGAUUUAUUUUACGCAAGAAACCACAUGUCAUCGUAAUCGGUGGAGAGUCCCGGGAGGCGCUCAACGUGAAGGCAGACGUGUCAGACUGCGUUCAACAACUUGUAGAAGAUGAACAGUUCCCCAGGAUACCCAUAGAGAUCGCAGACAACCAUAUUAGUAAAAUAUACAGCAACAGUAUACGUGGACGGAAUGACUUCAGGGAAUAUCCAGAUAUACUCCGCCAAGCUAUAUGCCAGGCGCGCUUAUUACAAGACCCGUUGAUGGAGAUAUCACAACUAUGCGGGCCCGACGAGGAAAUAUUAUGCCUCAGGUACCAUCCACUCCAAGAUCAGAUAACCAAAGAAGAUCUACUUGAUGGCAUUGAACUCGAGUUCGUCAACAGAAUUAAUGAAGUAGGUGUUGACGUCAACGAAGCGGUUCUUACCGGACGAGGAACCGAAUUACUUCAGUUUGUGUGCGGGUUAGGUCCCAGAAAAGCCCAAGCAUUAAUCAAAUUAUUUAAACAAACAAAUCAAAAUUAG